CAGUGCGUCGAUAUAGAACAUCCUCCUCCUCAUCAUCAUCGUCAUCAACUGGACCUUCUCCCUCACCUUUUUUUUUUUUUGAAGGAUGUAUUUACUAUUUAUUGUAAGGAAUUAAAAGUGUUUCCAAUCCAUCAGACGAAACGAACAACGUGCAAUAACAAUGUAAAGAAACAUUUACUUUAAAGAGUUUCUCUUGGACGGAAAAUACCUGAAAAGCAAAGAUGAAAAGCUUUUUUUUACUCCUCUUUCUUUUCUUAACAUCUCUACUAAUGAUGGCGGUCGAUGGCCGCCACCCCACCUGUAACUUCCUACUGGAGGUGGAGAAGGACCACGACGAGUGUUUGAAGAGACUGAAGGACCAAGAGCAAGACAGACAACACCAAGAAGCGGGAUGCAAAGGAGCAUGGGACAACAUCACGUGCUGGGAGCGCACCGGGAUCGGACAGACCAUCACCAUCCCGUGUCCCCGUGUCCUCAAGAUCGUCUUUGGCACGAACGGAAGCAUCAGCAGGAACUGCACGGCAUCAGGAUGGUCUGAGGUAUUCCCAAACAUCGCCAGCGCGUGCGGGUCGGACACCAGUCAGGACAAGCUGGUGUUCUACGUGCUGGUGCAGACGUUAUACACCUUGGGUCACAGCCUGUCACUCAUCGCUCUGACCACAGGGAGCGCUGUCCUCUGCCUCUUCAGGAAGCUCCACUGCACCAGGAACUACAUCCACCUCAACCUCUUCUUCUCAUUCAUCCUGAGAGCCGUGGCCGUGCUGGUCAAGGACGACAUCCUCUUCAGCCGCACCUCCACCUGCUCCACUCAGCCAUCCCUGGUGGCGUGUCGAGCCAGUCUGGUUUUCCUGCAGUACUUCAUCAUGGCCAACUUCUUCUGGCUGCUGGUGGAGGCCUUGUACCUUCACACGCUGCUUGUGGUCAUCUUCUCGGAAAACAGACAUUUUGUGGUCUACAUGUUUAUCGGCUGGGGAAUCCCGGCAGUGUUUGUCUUCACUUGGGUGAUGAUGAGGAUUUAUCUGGAGGACACGGGAUGCUGGGAGAGGAACGACAACCCAAUACCAAACUGGGUCAUCAAUGGACCCAUUGGACUGUCUAUUGUGGUCAACUUCAUGCUCUUCAUCAGCAUCAUUCGGAUUCUGGUACAGAAGCUGCAGUGUCCUGACGUGGGCGGCAAUGAGCAUUUACAGUACGGGAGGUUGGCCAAGUCCACGCUCCUGCUCAUUCCCCUUUUUGGGAUUCACUACGUGGUCUUUGUUUCUCUCUCGGAAUCCAUAGCCGAAGACUACAAGAUCUUUUUUGACUUGGCUCUCGGCUCUUUCCAGGGUCUGGUGGUUGCCAUUCUGUACUGUUUCCUAAACAGUGAGGUGCAAAGUGAGCUGAAGAGGAAGUGGCGUAGCGUGUGUCUAAAUUGUCGUCUGAACAGAGCCCAGCGCCUAAGCAACACUUUGGCUUCCAGGAACGGUUCUGAACACUUGGUGCAGUUUCAACGCACGUCUAGAACUCAGUCCAUCCUGCAGUCAGAGACCACUGUGCUGUGACCAAGACACCAGAGGGAGCUACGUCGUUUGACUUAAAGAACCGACCUGCUGCCUUGAAAGUGUAGACCAUGUAAGGUUCUCACUAAAAAUCAUCACGGAGGUCAGUUGAACGGGUUCAGCCUAAGUUAGGUGUUAUUCAUUUACAAGCGACUGAUGAGUGUAUGAAUAACAAGAAGUUACUCCACUUCAUACAAACAUGGACGCAUGCAGAAUGCAUUGCACAGCUGGCAACAGGUGCAUUGGCGGUUAAGUCUUACCAAUCACACUUAUAACACUAGAAAAAGUGCUUUGGACCAGACAUCUGAAGAAGCCACCUGUGAAGCCACCUGAGAAAACGGCCCCAUAGACUGCAGGAGUGCAAUUAUGUAACAGUGAAAACCAUGAACAUUUUUGCAGUUUGCCUUUUGUAGUUGUGAUUGUGGUUCAUUGAUGUUUCUUCAUUUUUGUAUUGAGGGAAAAAAAACUUAAGGAAUGAUUAUGGUAGAUUUUGAAGUAAUUUGAAGGCAUGCUGUCUUUGUUGAACUUUUAUCGUAUGCAAGAAACUAUUCAUAGAUUUAAAAAAAAAAAAAAAGUCCUAUUUAUUUGAGUCAUAAUAAUGAAGGUGUGUCACACAUUUAUCAGUGGAGAGGAAAAAAAAGUGUUGGCUUAGGACGGUACCUUGUGGAACACCAGCAUUCAGUUUGUUUGCUCUGCAACUCUUGAGUUGAAGUCUUUCUUUUGAAGAAUACCUUAGUGUAUAUGAUGGUUCAGCCUUAACAACACUGUAUUAUAAAUCUGUAAAUAUG
Molecule: messenger RNA, 2326 nt
Organism: Nerophis ophidion (straightnose pipefish)
Lineage: Eukaryota; Metazoa; Chordata; Actinopteri; Syngnathiformes; Syngnathidae
Gene: vipr2
Product: vasoactive intestinal peptide receptor 2
Exons: 13
Coding region: 222-1541 (439 amino acids)
Biological process (GO): adenylate cyclase-modulating G protein-coupled receptor signaling pathway; cell surface receptor signaling pathway
Cellular component (GO): plasma membrane
Molecular function (GO): peptide hormone binding; vasoactive intestinal polypeptide receptor activity; G protein-coupled peptide receptor activity
Source: RefSeq, a predicted model, not a curated record